Molecule: messenger RNA, 885 nt
Organism: Mucor mucedo
Lineage: Eukaryota; Fungi; Mucoromycota; Mucoromycetes; Mucorales; Mucoraceae
Exons: 1
Coding region: 1-885 (294 amino acids)
Source: RefSeq, a predicted model, not a curated record
AUGGACGAGGAAUUAUUUCCACACAGUAAUAAAUAUGAGACAGAGAAAAAGACGAUCGCCGAAGAAAGCAAACAAUGGGAGUCAUUAUUCGAUCCACAGUACACGUUUGGUUCGUUCCAACAUGGUAUUGCCAAACCUGUCACCGAUGUCUAUUACAAGGGCAAAUGGCCACUAGAUGAGAAAGAUACCCGGCUUGAUACUGUAGAAGAACCUACUUUACCCGAUAUUCAAAAUAUUCAACUCAUGCAUAGACCCACAGACAAUGAAGCAGAAAUAGAAAUCCUACCACGUCCCUUUCCCAAAUACGAUAAACAUACCGACGAAACUUCCUGCUGCAGCCAAGAUCGACUCGAACUCCGUCGUAUCUUGCAAGAGGUGGGGUUUAACAAGAAAAAUGAUGGCACACACAAUAAUCCAUAUAAACAAUACUCCACUGCUGCUCGGUUUCAACAGCAAAUUAUCAACAAGACCAAGCAGAUGAAGCAGGAAAUAAUGCUGGAUCACCACGACACCAUAGACAGCACUAGUAUGGAGGAUCUAUGCGAAAAAAGUUCCUUCACCAACGACGAACCUACACAGCAACAAGGAAGAAGAAAUCGUGCUUCCUUUCUCUAUUUCGCCUUGGGAUUCCUAUUCCCGCCAUUUUGGUUGAUCGGUGCACUGUACGUACCUUCCUCUCAAAGAACCUCUGCAAGUAAAUCUAUUGACAAAAAAUGGAAAACCUGUUCAAGGAAUGCACUUUUUGCUUUUUUAUCAAUUUUAGUCUUAAUUACCAUUCUGGUGCUAAUCAUGAAGCCAGACGCGGUCGGAUUCAGAAAUAGUAAUGAAGACGGUUAUCAACACCCAAGAGUCGUUUUUGAUGAAGACAUUACUCCCAUUUCAUAA